This is a messenger RNA of Rhipicephalus sanguineus (brown dog tick), 675 nucleotides long. RefSeq lists its product as uncharacterized. The record is from RefSeq and is a predicted model, not a curated record. The transcript has 2 exons. Lineage: Eukaryota; Metazoa; Arthropoda; Arachnida; Ixodida; Ixodidae. Bases 1 to 675 code for a protein of 224 amino acids.
AUGCGGCCCUCCAUAGACCUCUUCUGGCCGACCAACUCUGGGCUGUCCAGCAUGCCCACGCUCGGCCUCCCGUGUGGAAGCGCGGGAAAUGGGCUCCGCCCACCGAAACCUCUGGACGUCGCGUCUCUCAGCACCAACGAGUGGGAAGAUUGGCUCCAAAGCUACAAUUGGUACGCGACAGCGGUGCAACUGAACAAAAAACCGCCAGAAGUGCAAGUCGCCAACUUCAUGACCGCGAUCGGGUCCAAAGCGCAGAAGAUUUACAAGACGUUCGCACUGAGCAAGGCGGAGAGCAAGGAUGUCGAAGCAGUAAAAGCGAAGUUCAAGGAACAUUUCACGCCGAAGAUCAACCCCAACUAUGAGCGGUACAAGUUCAACAAGAUGAAGCAACAAGAAGGCGAGAACUUUACAGAUUUCCUGACAGCAGCGAGGUUGCAGGCUAACAAGUGUGAAUUUGGAAACCUGACCGACGAACUUCUGAGAGACCGGAUCAUCGUAGGCAUUUCAAAUGAUGACGUCCGCGAAAAACUCCUUUGUGACCCGACCAUCGACUUCGAGAAAGCAACCCAUUUGUGUCGAGCAAGUGAACAGGCGACGCUACAGCUGAAAGAAAUGUCAGCAAAAGAAAACAAAACAGUGGACAUGGUCAACACCAAGAAAAAGAGGAGCUCUUGA